Triticum turgidum subsp. durum (durum wheat) is the source of this 900-nucleotide messenger RNA. The record is from the annotation of a GenBank genome assembly. Lineage: Eukaryota; Viridiplantae; Streptophyta; Magnoliopsida; Poales; Poaceae.
AUGAGGCAUCCGAACCUUGUCACUCUGAUAGGAGCGUGCAGGGAGGCCAGAGUGUUGGUCUUCGAGUUCUUGUCAAACGGAAGCCUAGAGGACUGUCUGCAGCGCGAGAACCGAAGAGAGGCACUCUCAUGGCGAAUGCGCGUCAGAAUUGCUGCAGGCAUUUGCACGGGACUUAUCUUUCUCCACUCCAACAAACCAAAAGGCAUCGCACAUGGUGAUCUCAAGCCUGACAAUGUCCUUCUCGACGCCAACUUUGUUUGCAAACUGGCAGACUUUGGGAUCUCUCGCCCCUUGAAUGUCACAAACACCACUAUCACCCCUUACCACCGAACAAACCAACUCAAGGGCACAAUGGGAUACAUGGAUCCAGCAUAUAUUCCCUCAGGGGAGCUCACGGCACAAUAUGACGUCUACUCCUUUGGAGUAGUGCUGAUGAGAUUGCUAACUAGCAAGAGCCCCCUAGGCCUUCCACAUGUCGUGGAGGCAGCAUUAAGAAAAGAUAAGUUGGAAGACAUAAUCGAUACUUCUGCUGGGGAAUGGCCACCUAAGUACACUAAAGAGUUGGCAAAACUAGCAAUGAGAUGUUGUCGUUAUGAACGAAAGGAGCGGCCUGAUCUCGGAAAGGAGGUCUGGGAUGUCUUGGAAGCUAUGAUGAACUGCCCAGACGAUAAAUGCAAGCCACCAAAGUUUCUCAUAUGUCCAAUAACACAGGAGAUCAUGAAGGAUCCACACAUUGCUGCCGAUGGAUACACGUACGAAGGUGCGGCCAUCAAGCGCUGGUUUAAAAUGGGGAACAAAAUGUCCCCCGUGGCCCGCGUCAGCUUCGCGAACCAUGAGUUGAUACCAAACAACGCCCUCCGCUUUGCAAUUCAAGAAUGGAAAAAGCGACAGCAACCAUGA